Messenger RNA from Cricetulus griseus (Chinese hamster), 2532 nucleotides. The record is from RefSeq and is a predicted model, not a curated record. Lineage: Eukaryota; Metazoa; Chordata; Mammalia; Rodentia; Cricetidae.
GUCAUUGUGAUGUCAGGCCAUGAGACCAUCCGAGUGUUGGAAGUUGGAGUGGAUGCACCGCUCCCAGCCGAGGAGGAGAGCAAAGGACUGGAGAGUGUGGCUGCUGAUGUCUCCCGGAGUGGAGGCCCUGCUGAAGCUAGUGAACCUGCUGGUGAAGCUGGGCCACGAGACCCAGAUCCUUCCGCAGAAGCAACUGUGAAGUCGCUGCCCGGGAUCCCUCCGAGUCCUGCCCCAGCCAUUGCCACCUUCAGCCAAGCCCCAAGCCAGCCUCAAGCGUCACAGACCCUGACACCGCUGGCCGUACAAGCUGCCCCCCAGGUCUUGACUCAGGAAAACUUAGCCACAGUUCUGACAGGAGUUGUGGUUCCGGCAGGGGCGGUUACUCAACCUCUUCUUAUCCCCAUCAGUAUUGCAGGUCAAGUGUCUGGGCAGCAGGGGCUGGCCGUGUGGACAAUUCCUACAGCAGCCGUGGCUGCCCUCCCUGGACUGGCCGCUGCUUCUCCCACAGGGGCAGUCUUCAAGCCACCUUUAGCUGGGCUCCAAGCAGCUGCCGUGCUGAACACCACCCUCCCGACACCUGUACAAGCUGCCACACCAGUCCAGGCUUCCUCGCCCGCCCAGCCCCGGCCACCAGCUCAGCCCCAGACGCUGUUCCAGACCCAGCCGCUGCUACAGACCACGCCUGCCAUACUCCCACAGCCCACUGCUGCCACUGUCGCUGCUCCCACCCCAAAGCCAGUGGACACCACCCCGCAGAUCACCGUCCAGCCUGCAGGCUUCGCGUUUAGCCCAGGGAUCAUCAGUGCUGCCUCCCUCGGGGGACAGACCCAGAUCCUGGGUUCCCUCACUACCGCUCCAGUCAUUACCAACGCCAUUCCCAGCAUGCCAGGGAUCAGCAGUCAGAUCCUCACCAAUGCUCAGGGACAGGUUAUUGGAGCACUUCCGUGGGUAGUGAACUCGGCUAGUGUGGCCACACCAGCACCAGCCCAGAGCCUGCAGGUUCAAGCUGUGACUCCCCAACUCUUGUUGAAUGCCCAGGGCCAGGUGAUCGCAACCCUAGCCAGCAGCCCCCUGCCUCAACCUAUGGCUGUCCGGAAGCCAAACACACCGGAGUCCCCUGCUAAGAGUGAGAUGCAGCCUAUCCAGCCGACACCAGCUGUACCCCAGCCUGCCGUGGUCAUCACCAGCCCGGCCCCAGGAGUCAAGCCAUCUGCUUCGGCUCCCAUCCCAAUCACCUGCUCCGAGACCCCUACCGUCAGUCAGUUGGUAUCAAAGCCGCACAAUCCAAGUUUGGAUGAGGAUGGGAUCAACUUAGAAGAGAUCCGGGAGUUUGCCAAGAACUUUAAGAUCCGGAGGCUCUCCUUGGGUCUCACACAGACCCAGGUGGGUCAGGCUUUGACUGCAACAGAAGGCCCAGCCUACAGUCAAUCAGCCAUUUGCCGGUUUGAGAAAUUGGACAUCACACCCAAGAGCGCCCAGAAGCUGAAGCCGGUGCUGGAGAAGUGGUUGAAUGAGGCAGAGCUCCGGAACCAGGAAGGGCAGCAGAAUUUGAUGGAGUUUGUGGGUGGUGAGCCCUCCAAGAAACGCAAGCGGCGCACUUCCUUCACGCCGCAGGCCAUAGAGGCUCUCAAUGCCUACUUUGAGAAGAACCCGCUGCCCACUGGCCAGGAGAUCACCGAGAUCGCUAAGGAGCUCAACUAUGACCGUGAGGUGGUUCGAGUCUGGUUCUGUAACCGACGCCAGACACUCAAAAACACCAGCAAGCUGAAUGUCUUUCAGAUCCCUUAGGGCUUCGUCUUGGCCCUUGUUCCAGCACUUUCUACUCUUCCCACAGCAGCCAGCUGUCAUCACUGCAGUGACAGUACCAUGUGCAGCUGUGCUUGCCCUAGGUCAUGAGACCUCCACCUGUGCAUGUGUGUCAAUGCCUGCCUCUUCUGCCCACAUAUGUCACACCCUGGGGAGGCCCAAGGGGCUGCAUGAGAGCCCUAGGCUCUGGGCUGGGCACAUGGAAGGAGGGCAUUUGUGGUGUCUUUUUGAAAAGCACUUUGACAACAUGGUUUCUGAAGGGUGAAUUCUGGUUGGGAACCAGCUGUCUUUGGGGCGGGGCUAUAGGAACUCUUGGGGAGCACUGUGCAUUAGCUCUUGUGUUUGGUGGUACUUUCCACCCCUUCCCCCUAGCUCCUCUGUGGUUGUACCAGUAUGACAACUCACCAAGUGGGACCUCAGCCUCACACUGCCCUCCUUUACAUUUUACACGGGCACAUUGAAACCCUUAAAGGACCAAGGAGAUGAAAUUCAGAAAGGUGUGACUCACUGUCUGCCUUGACCUCGAGGGCAGAAGGUCCCCAAAGCUGUGAGGUCAGAUGCUGUGAGGUCCCUACUGUGGUCCUGGGGGUAGUGGGAUUGCACUAAUGCAGAACCUUUUCCUCUGCAAACCAAGUUGGAAGGGAAGCAACAGCAAACUCCCCCAUCCUGGAGAGUCUUAGGUCUGUUGCAGGUCUGGAACUUAGUAAAUAAGGUCAUCUGUCCAGA